AUGAUCGCAUCUCUGUUGCUAAGUGUGCUGAUGGUCCCCUGUGUCGGUAAAACCUGGACUUACACUAACCCUCCCCUCUCUGAGAUUUCCUUCCAAGCAGCCAUGAUAUGGAAGCUCUUGGCACAUGGCAAGUUCUCUCCAGGUAUUUCCAGCUGCAGGCCUGAAAGCAGCCUCCAGGUGAGCUUCCUCAACGCAGCCAGGGACAGGGGCUCCCCUUCCGUUCCCUUCCCUCAUAGCCAGCUCAUGACUUCCAAGGGCAGGACUCGCCGGUUAAAUUCUCACACCCCCAUCAUGAUGAAGUGCUGGGUGAAAGUGGUGGUAGUUUUUGGCUACCAGUGGAGCCAUGCUCUGGACACCCCACAACUUCCACGGGAGCUGCCUCCAGGACUCUCAAACAAUAUCAAUAUUACACUCUUCAAUGGGAUGUUUAAAAAUGUGGAAAGUGUGACCGAAAUUUUUGACUGCCUUGGCUCCCACUUCACCUGGCUGCAGGCUGUCUUCACCAAUUUCCCUGUGCUGCUCCAAUUUGUGAAUGGUAUGAAGUGUGUGGCUGGUCUCUGCCCCCGGGACUUUGAAGACUAUGGCUGUGCCUGCAGAUUUGAGAUGGAAGGGCAGCCCGUGGAUGAAUCUGACAGCUGCUGCUUCCAGCAUCGCAGGUGCUACGAGGAGGCCGCUGAGAUGGACUGUCUCCAAGACCCCGUCAAGCUUAGCAUGGAUGUCGACUGCAUCAGCAAGAAGAUCACAUGUGAGUCCAAGGACCCUUGUGAGCACCUGCUGUGUUCCUGCGACAAGGCUGCCAUAGAGUGCCUGGCUCAGUCUGGCACCAACUCUUCCCUGAACCUCCUGGACACUUCCUUCUGCCUGGCUCAGACUCCAGAGACAACCAGCAGGAAAGGGCUGACGACACUUGUGUCCAGAGUGGUUCCUGCAGAGCCCACAGAUGUGGGGCCUGGCCCCAGUCUGGCUCCUUUACUGAAUUGGCACCUUGUUGAGCACCACUGUGCAGCCAUGUUCCCUGAGCAGGGUGCCCUGGACCUGCUCUCCUUGGUCCUCAGUUCCCAAACCUGUUUCCUUGGCUUGGCUUGGGUGCCCAGCAGGGUCAAUAUUGAAGAACCAGGCCAAGAUCAGGAAGGCACAGAAGCUUCUAGGGCUACGUCCCCUCCUGAAUCUGCGGAGAUUGUUGACACUGCGAAAGGUGUAACCCUCGUCCCUGCUGGCAUUCAAUCUUUGGAGUUGGUGGCAUCAUCUGUUGGAAGUGGUCCUGAGAAGACAACAAGGAAAGCCUGUGACAGAUUCACUUUCCUGCACUUGGGAAGAGGGGGCGACAUGAAGGUGUUGCCGCAGCUUGGAGAGAUGCUCUUUUGUCUGGCAUCCCGGUGUCCGGAGGAAUUUGAAUCUUAUGGCUGUUACUGUGGACAGGAAGGAAGAGGCGAGCCAAGGGAUGCCCUGGACAGGUGCUGUUUGUCCCAUCACUGUUGCCUGGAGCAGGUGCGAAGGCUGGGCUGCCUGCCUGAGAGGCUCCCUCGGUCAGCGGUGGUGUGUGUGGAUCAUACGCCCAAGUGUGGGGGACAGAGCCUGUGUGAGAAGCUGGUCUGUGCUUGUGACCAGACGGCGGCCGAGUGCAUGGCCUCUGCCUCUUUUAACCAAAGUCUCAAGUCCUCAGGCCCACCAGAGUGCCUGGGGCAGGCGGCUGGAUGUGAGGACAACCCAGGUGGCCGACCCUCAGCCUCUACCCCGGGCUCCAGCUCAGAAGAGGACAGCGAGGAGGUCCCAACCCGCCUGGAGGGCUUCAGAAGAGUCAGGAGAUUUUUGCGGAAGUCACCGGAUCCCUGGGGGACCAGGCCCCUCCAUGGAAGAUAG
Molecule: messenger RNA, 1860 nt
Organism: Carlito syrichta (Philippine tarsier)
Lineage: Eukaryota; Metazoa; Chordata; Mammalia; Primates; Tarsiidae
Gene: OC90
Product: otoconin 90
Exons: 17
Coding region: 1-1860 (619 amino acids)
Biological process (GO): lipid catabolic process; phospholipid metabolic process; arachidonate secretion
Cellular component (GO): extracellular matrix
Molecular function (GO): calcium ion binding; phospholipid binding
Source: RefSeq, a predicted model, not a curated record